CCAACACAUCCACAUUAUUUAUUCCCUUUUAGUUUUUGGCCUGGCCUGGGGUUUAUUCCCUGUUUCAAUUAUUAGGAGUAAAGUGUACGCGAAGAAACAGUAGCAAUCGAAGAAAUCGCAGACGGCGACGAAGAUCAAAACUUUGGGUACACAAUGAUGACGGAACGGGGGGUGCUGUGAUCGCGGACGGUUGAGAUUGCGCAGCUGCGCCCCUGGUUGAAUGAUAACGAUGGUUGUGGUCUGAUUACGAAGACGGUGGAUGUUCAGAUACGAUGGUUGAAGUGGUUCCCCGGCCAACGAACGUGCCCCACGCCUGUCCGAUCUGAUUAGACGUGUCCGGUGGCUGUUCGGUUCAAUCACCAUUGUCUCUUCUGGGCGGGUGCCUAUUUAUUUAUAAAUAGGACCCGAUUCCUCCCCAUUCAAACAUGGGAAAAAAAAAAAAAAAUCCUUGCAUACUUUCUGCACAUUACAUACAUUUGUUCUUUGAAAAUUGGGUAUUCCUAGGAGGUAAACGUUCAAGAGAUCCAAGAGCACCAGUGUGGGGGAUGAAUUUGCUUUAAGAAUAUAGUAUCGUAAUACUAGCCCCGAUUGCCAAUUUCCAGAUGCCUGAAAUUGGUCCAGUGCACUCUUUGAGAAUCUCUCUUCUUAAUCCCCAAGUGUUAGAGCUUGAUUGUUGACAAGUGUUUGAACUUUUCAUACUGACCCAAACAUUCCAAGAGCUGAUGUUGAUGAAGUCAUGCAACUAUAUCAUCACCCGUUUUCCAUGGAUAGCCAAAAAGUGAGGCUUGCUUUGGAAGAAAGGGGCAUCGAUUACACAUCGUUUCAUGUCAAUCCUAUCACGGGCAAGAACAUGGACUCCUUAUUCUUCCGUAUGAACACAAGUGCCAAACUUCCUGUUUUACAGAAUGGUGCACACAUUAUAUACGACACAGUAGAGAUAAUCCAGUAUAUAGAACAAAUAGCAAUUGUCUCGUCUGGUGGCGGUGAAAUCAGCAGUGGCGAAGUUGUUGAAUGGAUCAAUAAGAUACAAGAGUGGAACCCAAAGUAUUUUACACUUUCCCACAUUCCAGACAAGUACUGUCAUUUUGUUUCUAAAUUCACAAGGAGAGUAGCAAUUGCCCGGAUGGCUGAAUAUCCCGAUCUGGCUAGUGCAUAUCACUGUAAGCUGAGAGAGGAAUAUGAGACACAAGACAAUUUAAGAAACCCUGAAGUUUUGAGACGAAGUGGGGAAUAUCUGGUAAGUCUUCUUGAUGAAGUGGAGACAAAACUGGGUGAAACACCGUUUUUAGUGGGGGAAGAGUUCACUAUGGCAGAUGUUUUUCUCGUUCCUGUUUUGGCUCGAUUAGAGCUGUUGAAUUUGCAAGAUGAGUAUAUACAUAGCAGACCAAAUAUUGCCAAGUAUUGGGAAGUGGUUCAGCAGCGGCCAAGUUAUAAGAAGGUGGUUGGAAAGUAUUUUAAUGGCUGGGGGAGGUAUAAAACCCUGUUCAAAACCUGGUAUUGUCUUCGUGUUAGGAGUAUGCUUCGAAGAUAUUAAUUCAUAACACAGCGCGAUGAGGGACAUAGUUAUAAGAAGGUGAUAUGAAGGUAGUUUAGUGGUUUGGGGAAGUACAAAACUCUGACAAAACCCAGUGUUUUCUUUGUAUCAGAAGUAUGCUUGGGAUUUUUUGAAGUACCCCUGAAUGAAUCCAGAUGCGCAUUGGUCAUGGGAAUGAUAUUUUAUGGAAAGGGAAAUCUGGCUUCUAAGAUGUAAACUAGUGAUCUCAAUUUGUACAGGUAAGAGUCAAAUACUAAUAAAUGUACAUAUAUUUUGCGCAGGAUGGAAAUUGGUUCUGUUUUAUUUCA
Rhododendron vialii is the source of this 1842-nucleotide messenger RNA. RefSeq names its product glutathione S-transferase TCHQD. Lineage: Eukaryota; Viridiplantae; Streptophyta; Magnoliopsida; Ericales; Ericaceae. Gene Ontology annotation, molecular function: glutathione transferase activity. The record is from RefSeq and is a predicted model, not a curated record. The coding region runs from base 737 to 1534 and encodes 265 amino acids. The transcript has 4 exons.